Effrenium voratum is the source of this 1573-nucleotide messenger RNA. The record is from the annotation of a GenBank genome assembly. NCBI's taxonomy places the organism in Eukaryota, Dinophyceae, Suessiales, Symbiodiniaceae.
AGGGAGGAUAGGUGAACACCUACAUGCUGGGCCUCACACUGCCAUGAACAGCAUUCCUGCGCUUCUGAACCAUCUAGAUGCCAAUCGAGAGUCUCCGACCUUGAGCUUGGCGUAUGCCUCCAUCUCCGAUGAGGGAAUCGUGGAGGUGUCCAAGUUCCUCCGCGACAACCCAUUCGUGAAGUACUUGGAUCUUCGGGGCAACAAUGUCCAGGCCAAAGGAGCUAUGGCACUUGCCAAUGGCAUCAAGAUCAAUCGAUCUCUCCGAAGUCUCAAUCUGAAAUGGAACGCAAUUGGCAAAGAUCCUAGCGGUGUCCAUGCCUUGUGCGAAGUUUUGAGGUCUAACCUCACAAUUGGCCAUGUAGACUUGCGGAACAAUCGCGUAAACAACGUGGGCGCCAAAUAUAUUGGCGAGAUGCUUGCAGCUAACACGACGAUUACGCACCUGGAUCUCUCGUGGAAUGAUUUGGGAGCUGACGGUGGAUUAGCCUUGCUGGAAGGCCUCAAGCACAACAGCACAGUCCUUGACUGCCAGCUGAGCGGUUCUAAGGUGGGUGAAGAGACUAUGCAUGAAGUUGCGUUCCUUCUCCGAAGGAAUAAAGCUUCUGCGGCGUACAAAGCAAGUCCCAACUCUACCGGGGCACAAAUGGCCGCUGCAGAUCCCAAGACUGCAACCCUGGGAAAAGCCACGACAACAGCUCCAGUGUCUAGAAGCCGAGCAGAAACAGCAGAGCAGGAGGUGCCGCCUGAAGAUCUGCAGCCUGUGAAAAAGGGCCCGCAGGCCAAAGCUAACUGGACAUCCAAGGACAGUAGCACGCUUAUGCUGCGUCUGAUGAUGAAGGAGAGGGAACAGGUCUUGCCCGAAGACAAAGUUUUCUACCAGCAGAUCGCCGAGCACAUCGACAAGUUGCUGCUGGAGACAUCAAAGCACAAACAGGGAAGAGUUGACGGUGAGGAAAGAGAGAAGCUGUCCACAACUGGAUUUUUGGAGAGGGAGCAGAGGUAUAUCAAAGAAAUCCGGCAAGCAGAAGAAGCGCUGCAGAGAGUGAUCAGUGAGAAGGAAUUCUCGCAAAAAGAGCUUGCAGCAAAGACCGUGUCGCUGAACCAAUUGAACGAGCAGAAUACUUCAGCUGUGCGCGAGUCGGUUGUGUCGCAGGAAAAGGCAGCAGCUGAAGAGCAGCAGCUGAGAAAGGAGCUCAGGGAGCUCCAGGUGGAGAAGAAAGACCUCCAGGACAAGCUCGCUUUGAACUUGAAGGACUUGGAGCUAUUGGAGCAGGAGAACGAACGACUUCGGCAACAUGUAAAGUCAUUUCAGAGAGACGUUAACGAAAUUCUGGCAUGAAGCUGACCACAAUAUGUGGCCGGAUGUCAUGGCUCUGUGCUUGGUUGAAUUCGCCCACAAGCGCAAGCUCGAACGAGCCGCCAAGGCAGCAACACGCUGGCUGGAGUUUUAUGGGUCAUGUGUGUAUAUAUGUUUGCAAUGUUACUCCUAGCAACUUCAGUGCCUGCCCUAUAGGUUCAGCUGUUCACCAAAGGUGACUGGAGCUAUUGAUGGCUUCUGACAGGCUUUACAUUG